CAGGGUUCCUAACUUCACCACUCCGUUUACUUUUACACGUACUUCGUGGCGCUGAUGGAUACUUAACAAGGCGAAUACCUACACGUACGCCACACAUACACAUCGCACCGACAUCGGCUCGUUCUCACCUUCUCACUCGCAGAAUCGUGAAUCUAACCAACAAAGCCGCCGCGGUUGAUAUUGUGCAUCAGAGAGCACAGCGCUCUAGUGGUUGGCGAAAUCUCAUCAGAGAAAGAUGGUCGUCACCAUGGCCUCGGCGAUGCGUCAACAGCUCGCGAAUUUAGCUCAUUCCGGCGGUUCUCACAAGGAUCAAGCCGAAAAGUACAGAUCGUUCCUGGAUGCGAUCCUCACGUCGUCCGGCGACGAACUCGCCGAAACUUUGAAAGUCUUCAUCGAAGCAAUCGUUAACGAGAAUGUCAGUUUGGUUAUCUCCAGACAAGUGUUGACAGACGUCAGUAAUAGACUGCAGGUGCUGCCGGACGAAAUUUCAAAGGCAGUUUCCCAUUACACGUUAGAUAAGGUACAACCUAGGGUAAUUUCCUUUGAGGAGCAAGUCGCAAGCAUCAGGCAACAUUUGGCUGACAUUUAUGAACGCAAUCAAAACUGGCGUGAAGCAGCUAAUGUUCUUGUUGGUAUACCACUAGAAACUGGACAAAAACAAUACACAGUAGAUUACAAACUUGAGACAUACCUCAAAAUUGCAAGACUUUACCUAGAAGAUGAUGAUUCAAUCCAAGCAGAAGCUUUUAUAAACAGAGCAUCCUUGCUGCAGGCUGAGUCAAAGAACGAACAGUUACAAAUUUAUUAUAAAGUUUGUUAUGCCAGGGUAUUAGAUUACAGAAGAAAGUUUAUAGAAGCUGCUCAAAGAUACAAUGAAUUGUCUUAUAGAUCGAUUAUUCACGAGGAUGAGCGUAUGACUGCUCUCAGGAAUGCUCUUAUUUGCACAGUUCUAGCUUCAGCUGGUCAACAGAGGAGUCGUAUGUUAGCUACAUUGUUCAAGGAUGAGAGGUGUCAGCAGCUUCCAGCAUACUCCAUCUUGGAAAAAAUGUAUUUAGAUCGAAUUAUUCGUCGUUCCGAGCUAGAAGAAUUCGAAGCUCUUUUACAGCCUCAUCAAAAAGCUUGCACAGCAGAUGGACUUGGUUCAACCAUUCUUGAUCGUGCUGUUAUUGAACACAAUUUGCUAUCAGCUAGCAAACUGUACAAUAAUAUUACUUUUGAAGAGCUGGGGUCACUUUUAGAAAUACCACCAGGAAAAGCUGAAAAAAUUGCCAGUCAAAUGAUAACUGAAGGAAGAAUGAACGGUUACAUCGAUCAAAUUGAUUCUAUUGUACAUUUUGAAACAAGAGAAAGUUUACCUACAUGGGAUAAGCAAAUCCAGUCUCUCUGUUAUCAAGUGAACCAAAUUAUCGAAAAAAUCGCUCAAACCGAACCAGAAUGGAUAGCAAAAGCUAUGGAUAAUCAGAUGGUACAUUAAAUUUUUUAAGCAACUAAAUUUUUAAGUACAUUAAAGUUAAUAAUUGUUUGCCUACAGUUUAAAAUUUAAGAAUAAUCCAAGUGAAGUACAUACCAUCAGUGCCACUAAUAAUUAAUAACAAAAAAAGUUUGUAAUGUGAAUACAAUAUUUAUUCUAUUAUUUAAAAAAUAUUACUCUUAAAGUUAAAAAGAAAAGGAACACUUGGAGCAAAAAGAUCAGUUUCUUUUGUAAAUAAAUCACUACUUAAAAAAUCUCAA
Molecule: messenger RNA, 1731 nt
Organism: Nasonia vitripennis (jewel wasp)
Lineage: Eukaryota; Metazoa; Arthropoda; Insecta; Hymenoptera; Pteromalidae
Gene: CSN4
Product: COP9 signalosome complex subunit 4
Exons: 7
Coding region: 236-1474 (412 amino acids)
Cellular component (GO): cytosol; COP9 signalosome
Source: RefSeq, a predicted model, not a curated record